UAGAGCAGCGUUGCCUUCUUUUCUCUCUUUUUUUGUCUCCAUCCUCUUCUCAACCACCCGUUUUUCACAACUCGUAGUCCAGUCAACUGUGUAAUCUUGCUCGUCGCCGGCCGACAAAUCAUUGCUUUCGUCUCUUUCACCAUUUUUCCAGAACGAAAUCAAGUCGACAGCUUCGUCACCACCAACACAAUCCUUCAAGAUGCAGUUCACCAUCCUCAGCGUUUUCGCCCUGGUCGCCGCCGUCUCGGCCUCCUCUCUGUCGCAGAACGAGGGCUUUGUCGUCGUCAAGCGUCAGGCCCAGGCUGCCGAGGUGGCCGUCAACGCGCCGGCCAUGACCAACGAGGCUGGCGAGGUCAUUCCCUUCGAUUCGACCAAAGUCUACCUUGGCGCUGCCGCCAACGGCCAGUAAACUGGCGUCGCCAACAAUCGGCGGAUGACAGACGGGGAUGAGAUAGGGGGAGAGACGACAGUCAGAUGACUUGGUCGCGGAACCCAUCGAUCACGCCAACUACGUACCGAGCCUUCUCCGGUCGUGGGGGAGAGACGGUGGGGAUAUACACUACAACUUAAUGAAGGAUACCACGGAGACGCCAGACCGAGAUCGGACGUCGGAAUGCAUAGACACAGCAGCCAGAGCGCCACCAUCUAGUCAACUUGGCUCUGGCUGUGCUGGGGAGGGAGACAUCUGAGCCAGCAAUGAUUUUGAGGGAUUUGCAGGGGCUCUACCCGGGCCUUCCGGGAGAGUCCUGCCUUUCGCUCUGGGCGGAUCAACACAAGACAAACUGCCCGUUAUGAAUACACUUCUUUUUUUGCAGCUCGCCUGCAGCCGA
Messenger RNA from Gaeumannomyces tritici R3-111a-1, 830 nucleotides. RefSeq lists its product as hypothetical. Lineage: Eukaryota; Fungi; Ascomycota; Sordariomycetes; Magnaporthales; Magnaporthaceae. The coding region runs from base 200 to 409 and encodes 69 amino acids. The transcript has 2 exons. The record is from RefSeq and is a predicted model, not a curated record.